Molecule: messenger RNA, 1843 nt
Organism: Klebsormidium nitens
Lineage: Eukaryota; Viridiplantae; Streptophyta; Klebsormidiophyceae; Klebsormidiales; Klebsormidiaceae
Source: the annotation of a GenBank genome assembly
AUGCUGUGUUUGACUAGCUGGCCACUAGACGAACGCAGCCGCUCUUUUUGGGCGGUCACCAUGGGCUGUGGUGCCUCUGCUGCGAGGGCCGCCGUCUCCCCCCACGCUGUCGCCAGCUCGCUGGCUCCCCCCAGUACAGACACCAACAAGGAGCCUUCAGAAGCCCAGGCCGGAGUGGGAGGGCCUGCCGCGGUGGCAGCAGAGCCGGACGAGCUGGAAGGGCUGCUGGCAGCGCUGGAGGAGCACGCGGACAGCAAGAGCCGCCGCACGGGGACGCCGGCCACGCAGCCGCAGGAUGCCGGUGGGCAGCGCCCGGAAGGAGCGCUCCGCAACGGGGACCUGGAGCAGCUGCUGAGCGAGCUGCAAGAGGAGACAGAAGAGGACUGCGCCCGCACGAGCAGCAAGCCCACUGCGCUUGCAGCUCUGGCUGCGCCUCUGGCCGCGCUGACCCCGCCCGGGCCCGCCCCUGCGCGGCAGCUUGCCCCGCUCAAGGUCACCGGCCGCGCACCCAUUGCCUCACGCCUGGCACCCGCGCCAGCUGUGCAGCUGCCACAGGGGUCUCCUGCUGCUGGGAGGGCGGGUGUGUCCCCCACAAGUCCCGGGGCCAUGCGCGGCAGCACAUGGGCAGGCAGCUGGGUGGCAGAGCUAGAGCCCCCCGACUCGGUCACGCUCUUGAGCAUUGACCACCGCGGAGGGAGGGGCAGCGCAAGCCGUGCGUCCAGCCUGGGGUCGCCCUCUACCGCAUCCACGACCUACAUCACAUUUGACUUGCUGCCGGACGGAGACCGCACGAGUGCGGAGGGGGAGGGGGAGGGGGAGGGGAGCCUGGGCCGGGGCAGCGCAGCAGGGGCCGGGGCCGGAGGCGCAGGGCUUGCGGGGGGCAGGGAGGAGCCCCUGCGGAGGAGCGGUGCACAGAGCGCCAGGGACGGGCUAGAGCAAAAAGCAGCGGAAGUGGACGAGCUGCUGCGCGAUGUUUUCGAGGACCACGCAGGGCCCCAGCCCAGACCCAGGGCGGGAGCGGGGGCGGCCCCUGCAGCCGUGGUGGGGGUCAAGGGACAAGAGGGACUAGUAGGGGGGGAAAAGCUGAGAGGAAUUGACGAGAGCGAUGGUCAUGGCAAGCUGCAGCCCAGGACAGAGAGACCAGGCAGCAACACUGACGAGGCAGGGCGGCGCUGGGAGGGGACGCUGGCCAGCCGCAAGCUGGCAGCAGAUGCUGGAGCGGAGGGACCGCCCACAACAGGGUGGCAGUCUGGCAAGUCGGGGGAGGUGGCGGCGACCAUCUCUAACCGAACGAGCUCGCUUAAACAUCUCGAGGAGAAACGUGUUGAUGGGUCUGGUCAUGAUGUGACUAAUGGAGAGUUACCCGGGAUUUGGCAGCGCAGAGAGGCAGGUGAGGAAGAGGGCCGGCGAGAGGAUGGCGCCAACAUCCUGGACCUGGACGACCUGGAGGACAUCGCACGGGACGAGGACAUAGAGGGGGAAGCAUCACAAUGGGGGGCGGGGAUGAUGCCGGGAAAGAGGUCGGAUGGCAACGGUGGACACCUCGAGUAUAACAACCUGCACUUCGAAGAAGACGAGAGAUCAGACACUCAAAGUGGUGACAACGUGGAGCGGUGGUCUUGCCGGGGGCGGCGCUCGUCCAGCAACGUUGAGCCGGCCAGCACGGAGUACGUGCUGGAGGUGGACACGCUGGAGCUGGAGGAGGAUGCAUGAGGCGGCGAAAAGCACAUGGGCGGAUCAGCUGAAAAAACGGAGCAAGCAAGAGAGUGGCACCGGAUGGACUAGUUUGGGGCACAUGUCAUAGCGCGAGAAAACGCGCGAGUUGAGCGGUUAUCGUCUGCGU